This is a messenger RNA of Gossypium arboreum, 2643 nucleotides long. RefSeq lists its product as uncharacterized. The record is from RefSeq and is a predicted model, not a curated record. The transcript is spliced from 3 exons. Lineage: Eukaryota; Viridiplantae; Streptophyta; Magnoliopsida; Malvales; Malvaceae. Bases 1 to 2643 code for a protein of 880 amino acids. Gene Ontology annotation, molecular function: catalytic activity.
AUGAGGAUCAUAUGUUGGAACUGUCGUGGGGUUGGGAACCCUGCGACAGUUCGUGAUUUGAAGCAACUUCUCGUUGCUAAUGAUCCAAAUAUUAUUUUCUUUUGUGAGACUAAAAUCAAUGCUAAUAAAUUUGAUUCUAUUCGUAGGAAGUGUAGAAUGGAGGGAUGCUUGGCAGUGAAGGUGGAAGGCAAAAGUGGGAGGCUGGUAAUGAUGUGGAAAGAUAGCAAAAUGGUCGAGAUUCAAACCUACUGCAGCAACCAUAUUGACUUGUUGAUCCAUGUUGAGAAUGACAGUCCCAUUUGCUUCACGGGCUUUUAUGGUAAUACCGACCCUAAUAAAAGACAGUGCUCUUGGAAUAUGCUUAGAAGGGUUGGAAAGUCUGUUAAGGAAAAGUGGAUCAUUUGGGGUGACUUCAAUGCUAUUCUUGAUGAAGCGAAAAAAGAAGGGGCCAGGAGAAAGUCAACUGUACUUAUGGAAGACUUUCAUUUGGUUGCUGAUGAGCUAUCGAUGGUGGACUUGAAGAUCGACAAUGGGUGGUUUACCUGGGUCAACAAUAGGGAGGGUAUAGCAAGGGUUAAGGAGAUACUUGACCGUUUCCUUAUGUCCACUAAUGAUGUGAAUAGCUUCACUUUCCUAGAAACUAGGGCGAUUCGAAAUGAGGAAGCUAAAAUGAUUAUCAAGGAAGCUUGGCAAAGCGGUACUCAGGAAACCAUGGAAAAGAUUAUGAAUGUGGGUAAAGAGCUUGGGAGAUGGCAGUAUAUGAAGCUUAAACAAAUGCAUAACCAAAUUGGAAGUUUGCAGGCAAAGAUAAACAGAAUUAUUGAUGGCCAGGGGAGUAAUUACGAGGGAAAUAAACUCAAAGCUAUGCGGUUAAAGCUUGGAAAUUUGUUGGAUACAGAGGAAAAAUACUGGGCUCAAAGGUCGAGGGUUAAUUGGUUAAAAGAAGGGGAUAUGAAUACUCGUUUUUUUCAUGUCAGAGCGUUUAACAGGAGGAAAAAAAAUAACAUUGCUAGACCUAAAGAUAUCAAUGGCUUUUGGAGAGAGAACACGGUUGAUAUUUGCAAAGCCAUCAAUGAGUAUUUUCAACUUUUGUUUAAGUCAAAUUUAAAUUCGAAUAAUGUGCUUAACCUUGACUAUAUUGAGAGGUGCAUUUCAGGGGAGGAUAAUGACAAAUUAUUGAAGGAUUUUAUGGACAGUGAGAUCAAGGAGGCUUGUAGUCAAAUGGAUCCUAGGAAAGCCCCGAGAAUUGACUGGUUGUUGGGAAAUUUUUUUAAAGAAAAUUGGGACGUUGUUGGAGAGGAUGUUAUUAUACUGUGCCUUGAUAUUCUUAGGGGAGAAAAAAAUGUGGACUGUUUAAAUGAUACCAUUAUUAUUUUAAUCCUUAAAAUUAAAGAGCCGGUGGACAUGACUAAUUUUAGGCCCAUUAGUAUUUGCAGGGUGAUAUACAAAAUUGUUACCAAAGUGCUAGCCAACCGGAUGAGGGAAACGCUUCCGUUAUGCAUUAGCCAAAAUCAAAGUGCUUUUGUUUCGAGGAGGAUGGUCCAUGAUAACAUUUUGAUUGCCCAUGAGCUAGUCCAUUAUCUUCAGAGUGGGAAGAAUGGUUCUAAUAAAGGGUUCGUAAUUAAGCUCGACAUGAGCAAAGCGUACGACCGGGUGGAGUGGAACUUCAUUGAAGAGAAAGAGGCCUUAGACAGACAGACCCUCUCUCCUUAUCUUUUUUUAUUUUACAUGGAAGCAUUUUCAAGGCUAUUAAUUCAUGCUCAGAAUAAUAAUAUGCUUAAGGGUAUUCAGGCUAGCAUAAAUGUGCCUCGUAUUAAUCAUCUCUUUUUUGCUGAUGAUGCUCUUCUUUUUGUUCAAAAUAAAAAAAAAGGGGACGUUGAGGAGAUUGUGAAUAUUAUUGCAAGUUUUAGUAGGGUUUCGGGCCAAGAGGUUAAUAAGGAUAUGUUUAUGAUUAUGUUUAGCCUAAAAACCCUAGCGGACCAUAGGCAUCUUUUUAGCUUUAUGCUUGGGAUACGUACUGUUGAUAAGCUUGAUAGUUAUCUUGGGCUUCCACUACCUGUUAGUAGGAAAAAAUCUUUAGCACUUAGUUACAUUAUCAAUAGGCGUACAUGUAGAGUAAGGAGCUGUUCGAAACAUUUGCUUUCGUACGGAGGGAAAAAGGUCUUCAUCAAGGCAAUUAUUCAGGCUAUUCUGACCUACGCAUUUUCAGUUUUUUUGGCUCUAAAAGGCAUUAUCGAGGAACUUCAUUCACAAAUGGGAAGGAUGUGGUGGACUAAUAACUACAAAGCUCGCGGGUGGGCAAUAAUGGCGUGGGAAAAAAUGUGUUACCCGAAGGAUAUGGGCGGCAUGGGCUUUCAAAACUUACACCUCUUCAACUUGGCUCUCUUGGGGAGACAGGUUUGGCAACUUAUGUCUCAACAGGACACUUUAUGUUUCAAGGUCUUAAGUCCAAAGUAUUUCCCGGAUGGGGACGUGUUCAGUUACAAAUGGUGCGAUAAACCAUCCUUCACUUGGGUGAGCAUUGCUAAGGCGGUUGACGUGCUUAAUGACGACUUUAUAUGGCAAGUGGGAGAUGGCAACAUGAUAGAUUUUAGACGGGACCACUGGGGGGUUGAAGGCAUUACAGGGGAGUCAGCUUGUUGA